AUGUCGUCAUUGUUUCCACUUCCACUGGAAGAAACCAGGUUGACACUUCCAGAUGCUAAAUAUCUUAAAGACCACAUUGAUAGAAAACUAAAUAUUAAGAUACCCCUCCUUCAGUAUGAAUUUGAAGGUUUGAUUUCAACAGACUUAAUAAUCCUUGCAGUGCUCAUGAUCUCAGAAUCUUAUUUCGGAUUAGUGAGACGGAAAGUGCUUUUCAGCUCUUAUGGAUCCGCUAUUUUCAAAAACCCACUUCAACAAGAUGGAACAGAAUAUUCCGUUCAAUUAUGGGGUAAUAACAUCCAAUUACCUUUAGAAUUCCUCAUAUACGACAGUAAAUCUGUCCAAAAUAGCGCUAAAGGCACGAGCACUGAGAGUGAUCGCCCCGACUGUGGUUUAAUUAUCGAUAAUGUUUGUCCGUUUAGAAGAUAG
Molecule: messenger RNA, 426 nt
Organism: Rhizophagus irregularis DAOM 181602=DAOM 197198
Lineage: Eukaryota; Fungi; Glomeromycota; Glomeromycetes; Glomerales; Glomeraceae
Source: RefSeq, a predicted model, not a curated record